Messenger RNA from Rhagoletis zephyria (snowberry fruit fly), 1832 nucleotides. It is a transcript of the gene Dus2, whose product is annotated as Dihydrouridine synthase 2. Gene Ontology annotation, cellular component: cytoplasm. The record is from RefSeq and is a predicted model, not a curated record. Gene Ontology annotation, molecular function: tRNA dihydrouridine synthase activity; tRNA binding. NCBI's taxonomy places the organism in Eukaryota, Metazoa, Arthropoda, Insecta, Diptera, Tephritidae. Gene Ontology annotation, biological process: tRNA dihydrouridine synthesis.
ACUGGAAAAGUUAUUGAAUGGACCUAUUUUAUACGUGAUAUGUGAACAAAGCAGAACCGGCCAUAAUUUGACACACGCGUGCUCUUAAAAAGCAUGGCUUCUAUCGCCAUCACCUUUAGUCGAUACGCCUUGUUUCUACGUAUUUCUACGCUACGCUACGUACACGUUCAUGGUUAAUCGCGCUCUUAGCACAGAAAUCAGCUGUUUGUCAACAAAACAUGCCAAACGUGUUAUUCCAACAUUCUUGAUUUUUUACAUGAAAUAUCAUUUCUUUUGAAUUUUACAUAGUUAAAGUAUAUGAGAUUUAAAAGUUUUCUACGCUUAUUGCAAAAUAUGACAUUAGGUGAAAAGGCCACACAAUUAGACUACCGAAAUAAGGUAAUAAUGGCACCAAUGGUACGUGUUGGAACACUGCCUAUGCGCUUGCUGGCUCUUGAAUCCGGAGCAGACAUCGUUUAUACAGAGGAGUUAGUCGAUUUGAAGCUAAUACGUAGUAAAAGGCGUGUCAAUGCUGCAUUGGGCACUGUCGACUUUGUCGAUCGUAGUGAUGGCACAAUUGUAUUUCGAACGUGUGCAAAAGAACGUCAGCAAGUAGUGCUACAGUUGGGCACUAGUGACGCUGAACGUGCGUUGGCUGUAGGAAAAUUGGUAGAACAUGACAUUGCAGGUUUAGACAUAAAUAUGGGCUGUCCCAAAGAAUUCUCCAUAAAGGGUGGUAUGGGUGUGGCGCUACUUGGGCAACCAGAUAAAGCGGAGCACAUUUUGAAAACACUUUGUAAAAACCUCAGCAUUCCUGUGACCUGCAAAAUUAGAAUAUUACCGGAUUUGAAUGAUACAGUUAAACUCGUGCAGCGCUUUGCUGCUGCGGGCAUCGCUGCGAUAGCAGUGCAUGCUCGUACACGUGAUGAGCGGCCACAGCACGCACCACAUCCAGAAUUCAUACGCGAAAUCGCAAGGGCUGUUGAUAUACCUGUGAUUGCGAACGGCGGUUCAAGGGAGAUUCAAAAAUAUAAAGAUAUAUUAAGCUUUCGUGAUUUAUGCGGUGCAACUAGCGUUAUGGUUGCAAGAGCAGCGCAGUUGAACGUUUCCAUAUUUCGGAAAGAAGGCAUGCUGCCAAUGGAUGAUAUUAUUGUGAAGUAUUUGAAACUAAGUGUCGACUAUGACAAUGCCGCGCACAACACUAAGUAUUGUGUGCAAAAUAUAUUAAAAGAAUUGCAAGAGACUCCGCGAGGUAAACAAUUCUUACAAUGUCAAACGCUGCAACAAAUUGAAAUCUGGUCGCUUGGAGAUUAUUGCUAUCGCAAACAAUUAGAGUUAAAAAGGCGCGGCAAUUUUGGAAGACGAGAAGUAGCGCCCGGUGUGAUACCUGACGACGAUACUGCAGAAAGUCCGGAUGCGAAGCGCCAAAAAAAGGAUGCUCUGUCUUUGGACGCCGAUGUUAUACAACAUAAUAUUGCAUUUUUGCGCUCGAACUACAACAGUGAUACUAAACUGCCCAAAACAAUGCUUUACACUUAUGCUGGCCGCAAAAGCAAAGAUAUUCCGCACUACGAAACACAGCGUGUCGACAAACUAUUCCGUGCAAUUUGUUCCUUUGAUGGUAAACGAUAUACAAGUUCAUUUUGGGAGAAAAAUAAGAAGCAGGCAGAACAAGGAGCCGCACUUGUGUGCCUGCUCGACAUAGGCGUUGUAAGUGAAGAUGACUUGAUUAAGAAUGGCAGCAUUUUGCGAUGAUGAAAUUUCGUUUACAAUGUUAUGCAUACUUCAUAUUUUUUUGUUCUAGGCGAUGCAAUUAGAGUUUUACAUAUUUACAAAUAUAUUAAAAGACUUAG